UGUUCCUUCGAUGAGAUGCGAACAUACGGACUGUUAGGAGCCAGCGGGUGCGGCAAAACCACCUUGCUGUCCUGCGUCGUUGGAGUCCGCUAUCUCGAUAGCGGAGACAUAUGGGUCUUGGGGGGAACUCCGGGUAGCGAUGGCUCCGGAAUUCCUGGGCCUCGAGUGGGUUAUAUGCCGCAGGAGAUAUCGUUAGUCGGAGAAUUUUCCGUGAGCGGUGCUCUUUAUUACUUCGGCAGGAUCAACGGGCUUGACGACGAGGAGAUCGAGACAAGAACGAAGUUCUUCUCGGAGUUGCUUCAGCUACCUCCAACAAAUCGCCUGGUAAAGAAUAUGAGUGGAGGUCAACAAAGAAGAGUUUCUUUUGCCGCUGCAUUAAUCCACAGGCCCGAACUCCUAAUUCUAGAUGAACCUACAGUAGGCUUGGAUCCAGUUUUGAGGGACAACAUUUGGAAUUACCUGACCCAAAUCACGCAGGAGGAAGGUAUCACCGUGUUAAUUACGACGCAUUAUAUUGAAGAGACUAAAGAUGCUAAUAAAAUCGGCUUGAUGAGAUGUGGUAAAUUGUUGGCGGAGUCUGCACCACAGAAAUUGCUGGAGCGGUUUCAAUGUUCGUUAUUGGAGGAGGCUUUCCUGAAACUGUGCGAGGCACAGGAUAAUGCAAUCAUUUUAAAUGAAACUCAGGAAUCCAAAGCCGACGAUACUGGUAGCCAAGUCUUAAAUCAGGACCAAGAUAAAUAUCAACAAACAAAUGUAAACUCGGAUUACAAAGUGGUUUCGAAAAGUCGAGUUUCCCGAUCGAGAAGAUUCAAAGCUUUAUUGGCAAAGAACGGCAUCCAAUUUCUUCGUUAUUAUACAGGGUUAGUUUUUGCAAUAUUAUUCCCGAUAAUUCAAAGUGGCGUCUUUAUGUUUUCAACUGGUGAUGAUCCAAAGGAUUUGAAGAUUGGAGUUGUCAACGAUGAAUCUGGCAACUGUGACUACGGUAGCAAUUUUGGCAAUGUUUGGAAAGAUAAUAUCACUUGUCACUUCGGCAACCUUAGCUGUAGGUUUCUGCACAAUUUUGACGACUCUAUUGCAGAACAGGAGUAUUAUGACAAUAUGUCGGAGGCGAAUCGUGAGGUACGGAAUGGAGAACUCAGUGGUAUAAUACAUUUUAAUCAAAAUUUCUCCGAGGCUCUGCAAACACGAAUAGAUGAUGCCACCUUCGCGAAUGAUUAUGAUCUGUUUGCUAGUCAGAUUCAAGUUUUCCUUGAUAUGGGCGAUAUGCAAAUUGGGCUGUUCAUCCAGAGGAAGCUAUACGAACGUUUUUUAGAGACCUUUGAGGAUAUCAUGGGAGACUGCAAAUAUCCGUCAAGACUGGGCGACCCGCCAAUUCGAGUAAGUAUUAUUUCAUACAUU
Molecule: messenger RNA, 1398 nt
Organism: Vollenhovia emeryi
Lineage: Eukaryota; Metazoa; Arthropoda; Insecta; Hymenoptera; Formicidae
Product: ABC transporter G family member 23-like
Exons: 9
Cellular component (GO): membrane
Molecular function (GO): ATP binding; ABC-type transporter activity; ATP hydrolysis activity
Source: RefSeq, a predicted model, not a curated record